Molecule: messenger RNA, 318 nt
Organism: Sipha flava (yellow sugarcane aphid)
Lineage: Eukaryota; Metazoa; Arthropoda; Insecta; Hemiptera; Aphididae
Exons: 1
Coding region: 1-318 (105 amino acids)
Source: RefSeq, a predicted model, not a curated record
AUGCAUUUUGCUAGUAUUCAGUUCCCUUUUAAAUAUGCUUAUCAUCUCGGAUUUACUGCUAUUUCACGUUUUAACGACUAUGUAACUGAUCUAGAAUUUAUUCUUAGUAGUGAUCUUAAUCCUACAUCCCACAUUAAGCAUAUUUGUUGUAAGGCUUUUAAAAUUCUGGGGUUUGUGUUAAGAUUAUGUAGGGAUUUUCAGUUAGGUCUAUCAUACAAGGUGCUUUAUUAUGCACUUGUUCGCCAUAUUGUUGAGUAUGGUGCCGUAAUUUGGGAUCUGUACGACCUCAAUGACUCUCUGAGGCUUGAAAGGGUUUAG